AUGGAUGACAAAAAAAAUAUCUUAUUCUUAUUCGUGGCAAUUUGUCUUUUGGGACAACGAAUGGUAUCAGGUAAGUUUACAGCAAAAGUAUAUCGAUUCUUUGCAUGUUUACGUCCUGAAGCAUAAUUUGACACCAUGCAAGUCAAACAGCGAAGUAUCUGAUUUUCAUCCAAUUUGCGAUAAAUAUCUUUUAUAAACCCAUAAACCUCGCAUUUUCCCCGUGGACCCAUCUCUAUACCGACUUCUUUCCGAAUCGUGAUCAGUUUCGUCUAGUAUUCCUCUUCAGUUCAAACGCAUUUUUCAGUCACGCUUGGUCGCAUCACAAUGGCGGAAUAAUAACUUUCACUUUCCAAACAUUGCGGAAAUAAGACCGCAGGCAAUGAUGUAACUUGAUUUGCACUUAAAAAUUAAAGAAAGGCAUAUCUUGGAAGGAAAGUCUUUAAAGGGACCACUAAGAAAUGUGACCUGAAAGCAAAAACAGUCACAGUAUUAAAAGGAUGGUACACGUAAAUAGUUUACGGUUAACUGAACAAAAGUUUUUAAAUUCCAUUUCCCUUUUAAAAGGAUAACGAUAAGCGUGGAACAGUCGGGCAAAGCAAAACUUAAACGGCUACGAAAUUUUGCAACGGAAAGCCGAUCGAGAACGUUAAUUGGCUGAACAAGAUCCAAAAACAUCCGCCUCAAAAGAUAUAGACUUUAAAAAAGUAGGUUGUUAUACGUGGGUGCAAUACCGUAUGUUUAACAUUCGUUUGAACAAGAUGCUUAAAUUGGUCUAGCUGAUAGAUGCAUUCUAGGCAAACAGUAAUUUCAAUGUUUUAUCCCUUUUUGUAGCAUCAUGUGAACAAGUUGAUGUAGGAGUGAGCUGGUACAUUCUCGACAAUCAGUUAAAUGCUUCCUCUGAACUGAAUGCCAGCACACCAGCAAAGAAUGGCCGACUGAACUUUGUAGCGGGAUCAUCAUGGUGUGCAUCCACGAGUGACAGCGGUCCAUAUCUACAGAUUGACUUACGGAUUCCUCAUAUCAUCUGUGCUGUAUCCACUCAGGGGAAUUCCCAGGGGAGUCAGUGGGUGGAGUCUUACACCCUACAGUCAUCUACAAAUGGGACAACUUGGACAGACUAUAAAGAAAAUGGAAAAGUUAAGGUAGUUGAAGUUAAAGGGUGCAUAUAUUAAUGGCCUGACCUGUCACUUUAAAAAGAAAAAAAUGCUUUUUUCUAGAGUUUUUUUUUUUUUUUUUGCAUAAAAAGACGAUCUCUUCCUACCACCCUACUUAGGAUAAGACUGGUCUGGCUGCAAACACAGUUCUGAUUGAUAGGAAGCUGAAACCCAUUUUCUGCUGCAUGAAGCACCUAGGAGUAUAAAUUGCUUCUCUCCUUUGAAUGGAAUGCUAGUCUGUUCAAAGGUUACCUUACGAAAUUUGUUGCACUUAUAUACUGAGGUGGAAGAAUGACAAGCGUGUAAAGGAGCAAAGUUUGUUAUCUAAGGGAGUAAUGCCAUGUGGCAAAGAUAAUUGAAUCCAGAAGGGAGAAGUGGGAAGUGAGGGGGUGACAUCCCAUUGGGUUCACAGGAAAGUCACUAAGUGCUAGUGACCAGGAAUUUCCUAGCUAUGUCCUACUGCCAGUACGACCCCUGGCUACUUUCAAAGGAAACAAAAGGAAAGCAGACUGAACCAAUAGAAUGUCCUAGCUGUUCAAAUCAUUACCUAUAAUUUGCAUAUAUCUUGCAACUUAGUGACAGCCCUGCGUUUAGUAAACUGAACUCUCCGCUAUCUUUAUUUAAGAAUCACCUCCUAAAUGCUAAGCCUUUUUUUGUUUUUAAUUUUUUUCCAGACCUUCAAUGGAAACUUCGAUCAGAACUCAGUAGAAAAACAGAUCUUGUUCAGUGCGUUUGUUGCCAGAUACUUGCGUUUUGUUGUUGGGUCCAAACAUGGUGAAGCUUGUUUACGAGUAGAAGUCUCUGGCAUACCUAGAAGCAGAGGUUUGAUAUAUUGAGGAUAUUCUUCAGUUUUCAAGGAAUUUAGUUUUUUACCCAGUUGUGGAACCUUCCUUCACAUCAUUGAUAUGAUCUUUUUCUUUUUGCGACCACAUCAGCUCUUCAACCAUUAUCUUUCUCUUUCUUUUUUAAAAAUCUUGUUAACAUACAGUCUUUGCAAGUAAUUCACUGUAUGCCGUAGUCUCUCCUCACUCCUUGCCACUAAAGACAUUUCACAGGAAAGAGGUCUGCAAUUUUGCCACAAAGAUUUCAUUUUGAUGAUCAUAUGUAGAUUUGUCUCUGGAAUCUGGUCAACGAGCAGGGAUUGGUCAAAGUAGUGGCAAAUGACAGACAAAAGACAAAAGGUCACAAUGAUGUACAGUAAAUGCCAUGAAUCAACUAAAAAAGUCAUUAUUCAUGGAAUAUUAUCUUCUUUACAAGAAGAAUUUGAGUUUUGCUGCUGCUCUUUCACAGAAGAAACCAAAACCUUAACGAUAACACACCAGGAGAGACUUAGACUCAAACAAUUUUAUAUCUAGAACCCCAUCACUACCAGAUUAAUUUUGUAAACAUUGAUUUACGUCAUCAAUAUGGAAUUUUUGGGGCUAUUUCACAGAUGGCUCUCCUGUGAAAGGUCACCAGUGGCGAGGAUUAAGGAGAGAUGGUAGUGUAUUUGCAGGCUAGUUUGUGGCCAACCUGUCAAAAUUAAGAGGUUUAAUUUUUGAACAGUUACCGAUUAAAUACUUGCCAUGACCAUUGUUUUGUACAGCACUGCAGACACACUACAUGUACAGCUGCUAUACACGUACUCUGAACAUUAACAGGAGUAUUCAGAAAGGCCUUCAAUACUUGAUUUUCCUUUCAGUGUUGAAGGCUGUGCUGUAAUAAAAAUUCUAAGGAGCCGAAUGCUCUGCACCUAGCUGUGAAAUCCAGGGUGCCCAGCAUAUGAUUUCCAUGCAGACGCUGAGAUCUUCUAGUCCCCAAGAACAGAAGUAAGGACCCAGUGGUCUCCAAGAGCGGGGAGAGCACAGCCUGCAACCCUGCUGCGUUUAUCUGUAAUUUCUAUUAUUCGUUUGGUUUUUAGUUCCGAGAAAUAUUGCCCUUUUCAAGCCAACAAGUCAGUCAAGUGCAUACAGUGAUUCGAUAUCCUACCCUGCUAGCAAUGCAGUGGAUGGAGAUAGGGGUACAGACAUCAGCAAAUGUACACACACUCUCAAAGAAAACAAUCCUUGGUGGAGAGUAGACCUGGGGCGAGUACAGCCUGUAGCUGAAGUGAAUAUACUCAACAGAGACACACUGUCAAACAGAUUGGAUGGAGCUGAGAUAAGAGUGGGUAGGUAGUAAGUGUGGGAGAUGCUGUAAUCAGUUGCUUUACCUUGUUCAGAAGUGUUCCUUGUUAAUUUUGGAAUAUUUUAAUUAACUGAAAUUAUUUUCCAUUGGCUUUUAAGUUAAGAUUUCUCAGAAGAAAAGUAUGUGAAAGUGAUCACUGUGCUUUGUAAAAGUGUGCAUGUAUUUAGUACCAAUAGCAUUUUCUUCCUACAUAGUUACAUUCAUGUAAAGUCAAAAUCCCACAGAUUCUAUUUGAGUGAACCAAUAUAUACAUCAAUGUAGAGGUUUUGCAAGUGAGAUUGCAGCACUCCCCUGAUCUUGAAGUCAAUGCCAAGAUUGUUUCUUUUUUUUUUUUGAACUAUUAUUAUGCAUGAAUUGUGUUCAAAUAUUGCAGUAAAUGUUACCUCAUAUUUUCUUUUAUUCGCUUUGCAAGGAAAUGAAACAACAAAUGGAGGAGCAGACAACAGUCUUUGUGCAAAUAACAUACAAAUCCCAGCAGCAAGUUCCAAGACAUAUUUCUGUCGUCCCAAAGCAUAUGGCAGAUAUUUGUACAUCAGAUUACCUGGCAUUACGAUGUUUUUGACGCUCUGCGAGGUUGAAGUUUAUUCCUAUCUUAACUCAGAAAGUAAGAGCGCUUUUCUUUCUUCCUGUUUAUUUUGUAGGUACAGUAUGUGCAUUCCCAACAUACGUGUGGCUUUACAUACAUGACAAUGCAAUCUACUUAAGAUGAAAUACAAUUAAAUAAAAUUAAAAAGACACCUAUUAAUAAAAGAUCUCUUAAAGCGUUUUGUUUUAACAGCAGGUAAAAUAAAAUCAUGUCCUCUGUUUCGCAAAACUCUCUGUUUCUAGGGGGGGUAAUAGUUGUGAAAACUAAAAUAGCGGACACUUCACUCGUUUCAAGAGUAAGAACUACAGCUGUAACUAGGCGAAAUAAUGGCUAAAAACUGAUAGAAAAAACAGCAAGAAGACAACUCGGAGGGCGACAUCUGCUAUUUGGAGAAUAUUUGCGGGGCUGGACAAGCCUAAACGUUCACUAUCGAAGAUAAAUUUAACAUCGAUCCAGGUAAGAAUGUUUUAGCUAUGUUUUUAAACUAGGAAUUAUUUAAUUUGAAUGACUAAUAAAGCAAUUAAUGAAUUCGGCUUUCGUAGGAUAUGAAGAAUUAAGCAGAUGUCGGAGGGUGUUAUCCACCUCGACCUUCGGCCUCUGUGGAUAACACCCUCCUCGAUCUGCUUAAUUCUUCAUAUCCUAGGAAAGCCGAAUUCAUUAAUUGCUAAUUAUCAACCUUUCAAAGGAAUCUGGAAUACUUUGUACUGAUUUAAAAGUGGCUAGUGUCAAACCACUGCUCAAGAAGCAAUCUUUGAGGUCGGAUGAAUUCAAGAAUUUUUAGGCCAAUUUUGAACUUGGGUUUUCUGUCUAAAGUAGUCGAGAUAUGUGUUGCCAAGCAGCUCAUUGAUUAUUUAGAUGCCAAUGGUCUCGCUGUCUCAUAUCAAUCAGCGUACAGGAAACUUCACAGCACUGAGACUGCUUUAAUCCGUGUCCAUAAUGAUAUCGCAAUUGCCUCAGAUCAGAAAAGAUCAGUGAUUUUGCUGCUCCUUGAUCUUUCCGCGGCGUUUGAUACUGUAGAUCACUGUAUCUUACUUUCACGCCUUUCUCGUCGAUUUGGAGUUGGUGGUACGGCAUUGGCAUGGUUUCAAUCGUAUUUGGAUGAUCGCACUCAGUUUGUGAAUACCAAUGGAUCUACCUUCGAGCGACGUGUUCUGCAGUUUGGUGUACCCCAGGGGUCGGUUCUUGGACCUCUUUUAUUCUCAUUGUACACCUCUCCACUGAGUAAUAUCGCCAGUAAGCGUGAACUAAGUUUUCGCUUUUAUGCGGAUGACAGGCAGCUUUAUGUAACAUUCGAGACGUCACCCUUACUGACAUGGAAUUGAGCAAGUAUAGAUUGGAAGCCUGUGUACUAGAAAUUUACACCUGGAUGCUUCUGAAUAAGCUAAAAUCAAAUAAAGACAAAAUUGAACUUCUUGUGAUAUCAUCUUUACACCGUGCUCGACCUCCUUUGUCACAUAUUCAUGUUUGUGAUGAGAGAGUGCUGGCUUCACCAAAAGCGGGUAACAUUGGAGUUCUCUUCGACGAAUCUUUGAGUAUAUAUGGUUCCUCAGGUGACAGCAACGAGCAAAUCCGCAUUCUAUCAUCUCCGUAAAAUUAGGCUCAUUCGUAAACAUCUCACCUUUGAUUUAGCCCAGCUUCUUGCUCGAGCUGUUGUUACAUCAAAGCUUGACUACUGCAAUUCGUUACUAUAUGGUUUACCUAAGGACGUGAUUAAACAGCUCCAACGUGUGCAGAAUGCAGCUGCUCGUGUUGUUACUCUUUCGCCCAAGUUCUGUCAUAUUACAUCUGUUCUUGCGAAUCUUCACUGGCUCUCGAUUUAUUUCCGGAUUGAAUUGAAAAUACUUAUCGUUACCUGCAAGACUCUCCAUGGACUUGCUCCUUCUUAUAUUAAAGAUCUUGUUCAAAGUUACCUCCCGGCACGGGAUCUUAGGUCUUCAAAGAAAAAUCUACUUGUUGUGCCUGUUUUUAACAUAAACAGUUAUGGCCGUCGAGCUUUUUCUGUUGCUUCGCCGCUUCUUUGGAACAGUCUUCCUCAGCAUAUUAGGGAUGCUGGAUCACUGGACAUUUUUAAAAGACAGUUGAAAACUGUUCUUUUUAGACGCGCCUUUUUAAAAUGAUUCCGUGACUGUGGUUUUUUUUAUAUCAGGUCUUAAAUUAUUUUAUCUUUAGUUUUUGAUUUUUAAAUUUUAAAUUUUAACUGUGUUUGUACUUUAAAAUUUUAUCUUUAAAUAGCGCCUUUGGACCGUGUGGAAAGGGCGCUUUAUAAGUGUCUCAUUAUUAUUAUUAUUAUUAUUAUUAUUAUUAUUAUUAUCAUUAUUAUUAUCAAAACUAACUAUUAAAACCUAUUUACAAUUAAUUUCGCUGAAGAAGAAAUAUAUAUAUGUUUAGUCAAGCACUAUUUACAAGUCAUUUUAUUUCAUAAGUUAAGGUUCUAUUCAUUUCGAUUAAAAAAAAAUAUUCAUUCAAUUAAAAAAAAAAGCUCAUUUCAAUUAAAACCAAUUCAUUUCGAUUAAAAAUAAAAUAAAAAUAUUAAAAAGAUCCUAAAAUACUAAUAUUGUUAUUAUUAUAGGAAGGAAAAAAUUAUUCAACUGUAAAAAAAUAUGUACAUAAUUUACAGAAAUAUUUGAAGUACAAAUUAAGCACUAUAUAACAUUAAGAAUUAUAUAAAUAAAAAAUAGCAAUGUCAAUAGCGAUUUCGCAUAUAUAUACCUUGCGGCUUAGAUGCGGUCAAUAACUCUUGUAGGCAGUCCAGAGUUUUAAAUUAAGUCAUUACAAAUCCGUCUCUGAUAUUAAAGAGAAAACAAGUCAAAAAGAAUAAAAUCUCGUAUUCCUAAAUUCCUAAUUCUUUAAAAAAAAAAUAUUAUUAUUAUUAUUAUUAUUAUUGUCAUUAUUAUCAUCAGUUUGAUAAGUAUCUGCUAUAAUAAGUUCUAUUAAUGAGUGCUAACGAUCAAAACUCUGGCGAUACUCUAUCUUUAUUCCGCGAGCUCCCAUAUUUUGGUUUUGGCUUAUAGUCAAUACAAUAAUUGUUUUCCCCCAUUUGCCGACGAAAAAGUGCUAAGAAAAACUCUCGGGCAUUUAUGACCUUAAUCUUUUCAGGCUAAACGUACUUGAAGACCCUAAUCCGGGGGAUAGUCUCUAUAAUCAUCGUAUCCAUAGUCGCCACUAUUCCCCAUAUAGUUUCUACAAUUUAAAAGUGAACUUCCCAGCCGUGUCAGUGAUUCGAGCUUCUCUCUUCUACGUAAUAACAUUAGGAGUCUUAGGCGAAACCUUGAAAACUUUCAAGUUCAUCUAUUGGACGAGUUGAAUUUUGAAUUUAGCAUUAUAGGAGUUUCAGAAACUAGAAUAAUCAGCGGUAAAGAAAUGCAUUUUAAUCCAAGCAUACCUGGAUAUGUUUUCGAAUAUGUUCCGACAUCUCUAGCCUCUCACAUUGACAAUUUUAUUGUCUAAAAAGCCUCCUUUUGAUAAAACAACAUCAUCAAACGAAAAAACCGAGGUCUCUUUUACAGAAAAGUAGGUUUCCAAAGGUAAUUGGAAUUUUUGACAAGAAUCAUGAGUUAACCCCUUUGAAAAAAUGCCAAUUUUUCGACCAUAGUAACGUGAUAUUUUUAUCGUCCAAAAAGACUCAUUUGGAGAAAACAUAAUCAUAAAACGACAAAGCCUAGGUCUCUUUUGCAGAAAAAAAAGGCUCGAAAGAAAUUUGGAAUAUUUGACCAGAAUCAUUGGUUAACCCCUUUGGAAAAUGCAAAUUUUUUGACUAUAGUAAAAUGACAUUUAUGUCGUGUAAAAAGCCUCCUUUUGGGAAAACAAUAUCAUCAGACGACAAAAACGAGAUCUCUAAUACAGAAACGUAGGCUGGAAAGACAUUUGGAAUUUUUGAUCAGAAUCAUGGGUUAACCCCUUUGGAAAAAUGCAAAUUUUUUGACUAUAGUAAAAUGAAAGGUGUUGCCUUGUAUAUUAAUGAUUCUCUGAAAUGUACUGUUAUUAAAGAAAUAUCUGAUGAAGCCUUCCAGUCACUUUGGAUCGAAAUCGAAACGUCUGUAUAAAGCUUAAAGUUGACAAUAGAUUACAAACGAGAAGUGGAUGUAUUCGGCGUAGUUCAUUAUGGAAGCCAUUACACUUUCAUCCCUUUUAUACUUUUCUUAUCUUGUUGUUGUUGUUGUUGUUUUUCAAUGAAACAGGAAGGAACCCCAGAUCAAAGCAAUAACAUAAUUUGUUCUGUGAGUCUGUACCUUCUACGUUAAGAAUAAUAACACGAUAAUAAUUCUUCCUCCUUUUUUUCAUAAACUUAGGUUGUGUACUUUUUUUAAAAUUUUUUCAGGUUGUGUACUUGAUCCAGUAGGAGUGUCGGAUAGUAGCAUUAUUUUUAAUCAGAGGUUUUCAGCUUCGUCAUCUCUUAGCGGUCGCAGUCCAUCUGAUGGCCGAUUAGAAGGAUCCAAUGCCUGGAUUCCUGCCACAAACAGUAACAACAAUGAUUUCCUCCAGAUCGAUCUGGGAUCCCUUUACUUUGUUUGUGGAGUAGCAACACAAGGAAAUCCAAAUAAUGAUUAUUGGACAAAAACAUACAAGAUAAAGACGUCCCUGGAUAAUGUCGCGUGGAAAUUCUACUCUGAGGGUGGUUCCGAAAAGGUACAUCCUUUUUUGCUCUAGGUGAAGUAAUAGCGAAAUUAUAAUCGUGGAGACACUAAGUAAUAAAGGAUUGUGUUUACCUCUUAGCCUCGAGAACCAGGAUUUCACAUGCCGAAGUUGCUUUCGUCCCCUUUCUCUCCCUUCCAUUCGCUGUCCUUUCUCUUCUCCCAUCUUCACCGUCUCUAGUUGCCCCCUUCUUUUCUUCCUGCCUCCUGCCUUGCUUUCUUUUUCACCUCACUUCUACAGCCUUCCGUCCUUGGUCUCUCACCGUUUACAUAUGGCAAACGUUGGGGAAAUAAGUAUUAAAAUGUAAAAGAAACUGACAUAUAGACGUGGCUUAACCCUUUUAAUAUCCUUUGCCUAUUGUUCUGCCCGCGGGAGUCAUCGUCAACGUAGUUGCAAUCCUCAUAAAUAUCGUCUGUUUAUAUGUUCUUGUUUCUCCUGUUAACCGUGAGCGGGUAGGGUUAGACGUAGGCUACGUUAAAAAGGCACUAGACGAAUUUUCGACCGGUUGAAAAAUUUGACCGGACACGGAACCGUUCAAUAUUUUCGCUCUCUUGACAUGGAACUUACAAACCAGUUUCCGAAUUUUGAUUAUUUUCAGUUGUUUUUCCAUCUACCCAUGCGCAGAACACUACUUCACAUGAAAUCCAGUAUGGCGUCUCCCAGCUGAGUUACCACACAUCCUUGCAACCACGCCCUUGCUACACAAAAAUUUAGAUGGUUAUGGUGUUCACACCUCUUGAUUUUGCUCAUUUCAAAUGUUUGAACGGCUAGGCGUUCAAGUUUUCGUACGGUUAGCGUGUUUCCGUGCGAAUGAAACACCUAAACGCACGAAUUUGUCUUUCAUCAGAAUUUUAUAGAAAUUUUUGUUAAUUUGCUUUUAGAUAUUUACUGGAAAUGAUGACAAAAACAGCAUUGUAAGAAGUGAACUAUAUGAGCCACUUGCUGCCAAGUUUAUUCGUUUUUAUCCAGUUACAUUUCACAACAGCAAAGCAUUAAGGGUGGAGGUGUAUGGAUCUGAGCAAGGUUGGUCUCUUAGUACUUAUCCAAUACAUACAGUUAAAAAGACAACCAUAGCAUUAAAAAACGCACUUUGAGUGUCAAUGUAUUUAGCACGAAAGUUUUAAUUGGGGACACUAUUAUUUACGUCUGCUACUGGAGAAGUGACCGCCAUUUUACCUUGUCAUUCGAGCCACGCGAAGGUCUGCCCGUCUGCAGAGUAAAGAAAGUACCUUCAUUUCUCAGUUAUUUUAAGACCCUGAGUAUUUGUUCGGCCCCAGGAAUCGAACCCGCGACUUCCCACUCUGUAGUCGAACGCUCUACCGACUGAACUAACCCUGCUGCUAAAUUCUGGUUUGUACAUACGAUGCAAGGAAACUGACUUACCACUUGGUUAAGUGCUCAGUUUUAAUAGGGAGCUUAAGCGUGCAACCACGACGGCGGCGGAAUCAACGUCUCAUCAGAUCACGCUAAAUUUGUCAAAUGUUAGAGAUUUUUUCUCGAGUUGAGUUCUAAGGGUCUGUAUCUCAGUUAAAAAAAAAAGAAAGGAAAGUAGUUGUCUUGUAUUACAUUCUCAAUGAAACGUGAAAUUAAGAAGUUUCACGUCGUUGUCGUACCCUUGACGCCAAAGGAAUGUACAAAAAUACGUAAUGCUCGUGCAAAGUUGUUGUUUGCUUAUAAGGCUCCGUCACACGUAUCCGUUUACCGUCCACACUCACUAAUUCAGUGAAAACGGUCACAGAAAACGCACCCUUUCAAAAACGUUCUCCAGUGUGGAGAUUUUUGAAAACGUCGGCUUUUCUUUUACGUGUGGACGGACGAAAACGGUUUCGAAUUCGGAAUACGAUGAUGUCAUACAUCAUAUACUUCUAGCAUAACGCAUGCUCAAUAAUGAGGCUAUGGUAUUUCCAUCGUUUUAACGUUUUCGUGUGGACGGGUGACUACGAUUCGAAUAUGCUACGUGUGGUUGUGUAUUUGUUUGAAAAUGGAGGUAAAAAUCUCCGUAAUCAAAAAUAUCCGGAUACAUGUUGGUGGGGCAAAACCUAUUGCUUUUUUGCCGUUGUUGUCGUUGGUUAGGCUUCCUAAUUACUGCCUGACCAAUCUUUGUACAUCUAUGGUGAUUAUUUCACGUUUUCUUGUUUCCUCUCUGUUUAUUUUUCUCCUUUACUUUAGAAAAAGGGUGCUUUUAAUAAUUGGAUUUACUAUAUUGAUUUUGUUCCUCCUCGUUUGUUUCCUUCUUUGUCAUUGUAACUAAUAUGGAGCGAAUGGAAAUUUUUUCAAGAGUUCAAAAACUCAUUAAUAAUUCAUAAGGAAAAAACAAAAGAAAGUUUAAUGAGUGAUUUAACGGGAGCACCCAAUGACUGUUUUCUUUGAAAUAUCUGUUCUGAGAACAGAAUUGUCUAGAUUUUUUUAGAUGACCGUUCCACUCAUGUACAAUUUUUGAAGGCUUUCUAAUAAAUUCCCUACGAUUUUGUGAAGCUAAUUUUUUUCCAUUUCACUCCCCAGGUUAAGCCUUUUUUCAAUAGAGAAAAGAAUUUUAAACCUAAAAUUUUUGGAACCAAAAAUGUGAGGCAGACACAAAUUCUCACUUUCGUAAAACUCUAAACUGCAGCUAAAAUUUUCGGGAAAAUAAUGCUGAAGCUCUUGUAAUUUCGAAAAGACUCAACUAACCCUAGGAAGACCGAACAGAUAAAAAUUUUUAGCCCUAGUUAGAAUACGUUUCUAGAGAUCUAAGAGUACUCUGGGUAUCCUAAAAAGUGUUGUCAAUGCAUUUAGGAGGAAACCGUCGUUGGGUGCCCCUGUCUUUAUAUCUGAUAAACAGAUGAACUUUACGUCACGUUUUUUAGACCAAAAUGACCCCAAAUCUAAAUAUCAGUGUAAGAAUGAGUUGAUCUUUAUCAGGGAUUUUGAAGUCGUUAAAAAGCUCGCAGUCUGUAUUAUCAGGUUUAAAACCUGAUAAUCGAAACCGCUCGUUUUUUAAACAGUACAUUUAAUUUUUCUUAAUUAAUAUGCCAUAUUUCCUAAUGUUUUUACAGGUUGUUUUGUAUCGUUCAAGAAUGAACGCGGUAAAACGAGGGAUUUUACAAUUACAAAAUCCUCAGAAGAUGGUGGACAUAAAGCUAUUUGGAGUCGCCUUUAUGGUACUCACGGUUGGUGUAGCUUUUCAGUAUCCCUACCCCAGUACCUACAGGCUGAUUUCGGACAAAUUGUAACAGUCACAGGCGUGGCCACUCAGGGAGAUGCUCAAAGGAACAACUGGGUGACAAGCUAUUUAAUCCGCUUUGGAUAUGAUGGUAAAACAUGGAUUAGUUACGGAGCUGGACAGGUAAAUUUUCAACAUGUAUUCAUAUAUCUGUGUGGAUUUGCUUAAACUGAGCUCCAGGAGUUUUUCCUUGACAUUCUCAUUUCGGGCUCGUUUACUUUACUUUUUUCUUUUUUAUAACGUUUUGAGUACACAAAUCGUCUAACAAACUGCAGUAAGCAUUAAAUCAGGUUCAUCCUCGUUGUAAAAACCUUUGAAACUCACGAGUGACGUAAAACAAUGAAUACAAAGAGCCACUGACAAGCCAACACAAUAGAGCCAAGGAAAAUAAAAGCUAGAAAACAAAGAAAAACUUCGCAUUUUACACCGAGAUAAACCCUAAAAUCAUGUGUUUAUAAUGCUGUCUGCAUCUUUCUUCAUCCUCCUCCCUCGGCCCUACCACGAACACCAUUACCUGCGAUCAUUUCCCACAAUUCUCAUUUUCGUGUGAUAAAACAAUCGAACUUGAAAUCAGCGCGCGCGAUAGAAGUAGUUUUCUGUAGUCGGUUAAUUUUCUAGUUUUCCUUUUGGCCGCCUGGAGCAAAGUUUUCCGGGAGGCAUUAUUAAACCUUAUGAAGGAACAAGUCUCAAGAUUGGCAAUCGUCCAACAAGGGCUCGAGACAGAAAAGUAUCAUAUUGCGAGCUUUGUUGCAAGCAGCAUAACAGGCCAGAGCGCCGAUUUUAAGUACUAGGCGACUUUGAAAGACGCGUGCUUCACAUAUUUGUGGCGGAUUAGAAUGCCGGCUUGGUCAGAGGCCCUUUGUUUAAAACAUGGCGGGAUACUCGCAGCUUAAGGCAAGCAUGUGCCUUGUAGCUGUCAACAUAAUGCUUUUUAAUUACAUUCUGUCAUAAUUAACAAAACCCGAUCCAUGUUUGAUUGAAAGUAAUUGUACAAAUCUGGUACCAGACAAACCGCUUUUAAAAAACAAAAACACAAAACUAGUUUAUGGUUAUUUCUCAUUAAUUUCACUUGAUCAAAACAAAUAUUUACUUUUAUCAGUUUUCCCGUUUCUUUCAAAACAUCCUUCAUUUCCGGGCGUUUCACUGUAGUCAAUGAAAGAUGCGUUUUAUCGGUCUUCUUUUUCGCGGGAAUAUCAAAAUUUCCAUCUUUCAAAACGCGAUGAACCAAAGCUCGCAGGAUACCAAAGCGCCAAAGGCGCACGAUGCAGUCCCGGUGUUUUGUGAGCAUCCGUUAAAAAUAUUGAACGCCAAAACUAUCAAGUUUUGGUACAGCGAGAGGCAGCUAGUUUCUGUACCCAAAGGUUAGUGCAUGGACAGGCUAUCGAAAGAAAAUAAAAGGGAUGGUUGCCCAAUGGAUAGCAGGCCUAACUACGCAAAAUAAAUGUCUCAUUGCAUCCUUGUCUGCGAGGUUAGUACUAAAUUUACACUCUAGAAUACAUUACACAACUCAAUCAGCAACACUUUGCAAGUAGAAUUGGUGAUCAGUGUUGGCAAUUUAUAUUUCUAAGGGACGUCCGUCGCACAAAGGCUUAACGCGCGGGUGUUUUUAGUCAAUGACUGACAUAACAGUUUCCUCACAAUCGACCCAGUUAGAAUGCGAUAAUGCGCGCGUGAACUUUGCCUACAACUGGCAAUAAGCUGAAUAAACUGGAAGCUGAACACCAUGAAUAAGUUACCUAAUUACAUCGCAGGUUCUUUUUCUUUUUUUUUCAACUACCGGAGAGGUUCUUCGUGCAUUCUGUUGCGCAGUUUGGCAGUGAUAUUCCUGCAAUGGUUUUAGUACUGGUCCCGUUGCCGAAACCUUGCACCAGCAAGAUACGGUAAUCGAGAGUCGAGAAUCGAGAAUCGAUAUUGUACUCGGGACAAGAAAAGGUCGCCGUCCAAGGAACAACUGAUGAAAAGCAAGAGCUUCAAGCUGCUGAGAAUCGCCAAUUCUGGAUUACAAGCAGUGAAGGAACUCCUGAGAAGCGUCCAAAUUAUAAAGGAACUUUGGAGGCCAGUCAGCCACGGUGAUUGUCGCACCACGCAUAAAGUAGAAUAAAUUUGUUUGCCUGGUCUUGUCUUUGCCACAAAUCACGUAAAACUAUAAAGAAGGUACCACUAUGAACUCUGGAAAAUGAAAAUUCAAUAAUACUAUGGUUGACGACUGACAGUUUAAAAGAGAGACAACCUUCACCUCAGAAUCUUGGGCGCGCCGCCUGUAAGCUCUGAGGGAGAGGGAAGCCCCAUAAUUUGGCCUAUUUCAAAAACAAAUGAAACUACAAAAAUAACCUACAAUUAUAAUUUCAAAAGAGAGACUACCAUCACCUCAGAAUAUUGGGCGCGCCACCUGUAAGCUCUGAGGGAGAGGGUAGCCCCAUAAUUUGGCCUAUUUUAAAACAAAUGACAAAACAAAGAUGACCUACAAUAAUAAUUUGGAUAAUGACCGACAUUUCAAAAGAGAGACUACCAUCACCUCAGAAUCUUGGGCGCGCCGCCUGUAAGCUCUGAGGGAGAGGGUAGCCCCAUAAUUAAAUUGGCCUAUUUCAAAAACAAAUGACACUACAAAAAUAACCUACAAUAAUAAUUUGGAUAAUGACCGACAUUUCAAAAGAGAGACUAACAUCACCUCAGAAUCUUGGGCGCGCCGCCUGUAAGCUCUGAGGGAGAGGGUAGCCCCAUAAUUAAUUUGGCCUAUUUCAAAAACAAAUGACAGUACAAAAACAACCUACAAACAUUGUUUGGAUUAUGACCAACAUUUCAAAAGAGAGACUACCUUCACCUCAGAAUCUUGGGCGCGCCGCCUGUAAGCUCUGAGGGAGAGGGUAGCCCUAUAAUGUGGCCUAUUAAUUAAGUAAAAAGCAAGUAACAAUACAAAGGUAACCUGAAAUAAUAAUUUUUGGAUUAUGAUUGACAUUUCAAGGAGGCUAAAAUGACUGAUAUAGAAACCAUACUGUAUCUGUGACGUUGAUUAUACAGAUCGCCCAAGCGAAUAUUGAAGAUGUUGAAGUGGAAGCUAGAAUAUCUGGAGUAAUCCAGGGUCUUGGGCUCCUUCCAGCCAAUAAGAUUUUGGCGGGAUUUCGAUAGUGCUUGGCGGGCUUUUUGGAGAGUGAUUUGUCACUGGAGGCACAUCGACGCUUACAUCGUCUUAAGCCAGAGAAAAAAGACUUGAAUCCUUCGCCGUUUGAUCAAAAAGGUCGUCCAUUGAAUCAGAUAAUCGGUCUUGCUGUUCCUCAAGGGGAUGUGAAGUAGAGCUCGAGCUCUCGCCUUCGUUUUCUCCGGCGACUAUAAAAUGUGCAUUGUUGACGGCUUUUCUCAAACGUUCAAAUAGAGAAGAUUUAAAAAUUUCUUUGGUCAGGGUCUUUUCCACGCCGAGUUCCUUCCAAACCGGAGAAAGAUGUGCCAGCAGAGAGUGUAUUCCUACUUGUGGCUCCACAGUAAAAACUUGAUACGCCGACUCGCUGUUUUCGCUUCGAAGGUCACCAAUGUUGACACGGCAUACUACUCUUGGCAGAAGUUAAAUAAGCCAUCGGAGCACUAUUUUCUUAAAAGAAAGUACUUGAAAAACCAUUGAAAGCGUAUCAAGCCUAUUUGAAUCCAAAUGCGGCGAGAAAACUGUAGUUAUCAAUUGCGAAGCCAGAGGCGCGAAGAUCGACUUCCAAAUUUUCAAUCGACCGUGAAAUGAAUUUAUAAUACCCAAAUAGUCUGAUCAAAUUUCGCGUUUCCUUGAGAUGUCUGGUUCGUUUAAUCAGAAGUACAAAGUUCCUUGACAGGUAAUGUGUCCGGCGCUCUCCAAACGUGUCUGGAGGAAUGCUUAAAACUAAUUACCUUGUCUGUUAUUGGAAACCGAUUUGUGGUGGUUGCUGUGGAGAUUAGGCCUCCUCCUGCGCGCACUAGAAUCGGGGCUCUGGCCUGUUAUGGACGAGUCUCUGGCCUCAAAACGUAGGUUGUAGGAGUCGAACAAUGUAGCAAUUUGUAGUCCGACUGUCCGAUUACAGCCUGCAAUUCGAAGCUCCGCAAUGAACCUAUUUGUACAUUAAAUGUGUAUGACUAUCUAACGUACUAAAAUAAUAUUAGAAGCCAAUGCAAAUUCAUUCACAUCUAUAACUCUUUGAAAUUUUCAAGUAGACUUCAAGUGAGUAAAAACAAAAUCACACAACCUUUUAACUAAUGAACGUUUAAAUCUUACUUUUUGUUGGACAUAAUGAGUAGACAGAUAAAACAGAGGACAUUUUUACCCUAAAGCGGAAGAUUUACUUAGUGCUUAAUGUAUUCCUGACAACUUUUCUUGUUUGUCCGUUAAUUAUUGGAACUUCAGUCGAGGACCGGGCCCCUGAAGGGACAUUUGCAACCCCGCUUAGGCUGACUCGUCCCCAGUCACGAGAAGCGUGACCGAAGGGAGCGCGAGGGGUGAUGGAAAGGAGAAAAAGGAGAAAAAUUUCUCCUUCCCAUCACCUCUAGCGCUCCCCUUCAACCGAUUUGGGAAUAUACCACACAGAUUGUGGUCUCUUGUAAAUAAAAUUAUUUGUAUAUCUCCACUUACUUUGUUCUUGAUCUACCCACUCAGCAUUUGACUGGAAACAGCGACAGAAAUACCAUUGUUGUCCACUUGUUUGCUUCCCCGUUUGCAGCGCAAUAUGUCAGAAUAUUUCCCAAAACAUAUACUGGUAAAAUAUGUAUGAGAAUGGACUUGUUUGGCUGUAAGGAUUGUAAGUAUAAUUUGUUAGAAGGGAUUUUAAAAAAAAUUGAAUGAAUGGCAUACAUGUGCUGCCCGUAUACACAGUAAAUAAUUCAUAAUAAAAAUUAAAAAUUUAUAACUUGCCUUUUCCAUGCAAAUGUGAUCAAAAGCGCUUUACAAUGCUUUAAAUGUUAAAAAAGAAACUAUAAGCUGAAAUGUACAUUUUAAUUUGGGCUAAAAAGUAACUUAAGCUUAAAAACUUGAAUAAACAAACGAGCUUAAUCUUGCCAUCACUGUGCUAGGCGCUUGUAGCUAGUCUCACACGCAGCCGUUUUUGUCUCGUCACGCAACGCUCCUCCCAUCUUGCUUCCUCAGGUCACCAAUCAGCCUCAUCUUGCCCGCCAGCCGUAUAAUAAGUACAGCUGCACGUUCUAGCGUGCGCAAAGGAAUAUUGGAUGGAGAUAUCUACCGGCUAACUGCUACCGUCGAGAAGGGCGGAAUCUGUAGUUAGAAGUGAAUUUUGUGAAUUUUUUUUCGUAAACGGUAAUGCAAACUUUUCUGUCAGAAGACAGUGUUUGUAUAGGUCAUCAUACGACUUCAAGUUCAAUUUUGAAUUUAUUUGCAUGAGUGUGUUUUUCAAAAAAGUAUCAAACGGGCAAAAAUUUACUACAUCAAAACUCGUCCUCAAAACAUCCCCACAAUGCAAUUCGAUCGUCACAACACUUGAACCCAGUCCCACGCGCAACCUCAAAGUUGCCAAUAAAGAUUGCGGCGCCUGAUUGGUUCUUAAACAUUUCUAUUGUUUUUUGCCAAUCACGGUUCUUCAUUACCUGAUAAUUGAAUUAUAUUUCCUCGUUUUUGCACUCAGUUUACUUAUAGGCUUUUUACAGUCCAUUAUUUUUCCGUAAGUUCCUCGAGAUCAACCGCUUUAGUUACAGCGGCUAUGUACCUUGGAUUUGUAUGAAAUCUACUUUCUCGCCUCCCUCCCCCGACAUAAACCCCACAUGCUAUAAACCCCGACACCCGCCCCUUGGUACAAAUGGAAGCAAGAUGGCCGCCCGUACCGGUAAGCACAUGAUCUUAAAACUGCAUUGCUCUCAGCCAAUCAGAUUCAAUAAACCCAAUUGUCUGUAAAAUUAAGAUAUUGUAUUUGAUAAGUUUCCCAAAUUAUUUCUUGUCGUCUUUACAUUGAUUAUUUGCUUGUCUUUUUCAGACCAAGUUUCGUUGGCGUUAAACAUUAAUCUUGACGAUGUUCGUUUGAUAGCCGACACUAGUGAAUCUGUGACUCUAACCUGUGUGGCUAGUUACAGCCCUCGGCAACCCUCUGGGUAUAGUUGGAGAAAAGACGGAACGGGGCUGUCUGACACAACCUCCUCUCUUACCAUCCCUUACAACAGUGCCAGUAAUAUCUACAGUAACUCUUGUGCAAGAAAGCUUCAAUCAGCCAGUGAAGUCCAGUGUAAUUCAACCUACCAAUGCUCUGCGUCACUUUCUGGAAUACAAAGCAGGCAUUUUACCACUGCAAAUGUUAUUGUGUCUUUAAGUAAGCAAAAACUUAUGCGUACCUUGGAACGCCUUUUUGAUCGUUAUUGUGUGUACGAAAAUUAAUUUAAUAUUAGGGAACACGCAGUUUUCAAGAAUUUAAUAUUGCAUUCCAAAAAUGCAUGACUGUAAACGGUAUUAGGUGAAAGAAGUACUUUCUAAAAAUAACACCUCAACCUUUAACGUCUUCUAAGUGGUUAACGUAUUUCUCUAAAAAAUAUAUUAUCCCUUUUUUCAGUGCGUGCGUUUGUUUAUUUGUUGAUUUCGUCACCUGUUCAACAGUUUAAGUGCUAGAUAUUAGAUAACCUUAUAAAUUAGGCUCAUAGUGAGGCACAUUUUUGUUGUUUUCAGAGAAACCAGGCCAGCCAGUUGUUCAAGUUAAUCCAAGUGAAGUUAAUGCAAGAUCAGCAUUAGUCACAUGGUCGUAUAGUCCUGGAGUGGAUGAAAUGCCUGUUACUGCCUACAACCUUGAGUAUCGAAAUAGUACUUCUACAGAUGAUAUAACUUUGGGAGUUGUAUUAAGAAAACAGAUUAUCAACCUCAAGCCAUACACAGCCUACAUUGUUAGGUUGAUAGCCACAAGUGUCUUAGGAAAGGGUCUGUGGAGUAAUUUCCAGAAUUUCACAACAAAAACUGCCAGUAAGUGAUGAUGCAAAUUAGAUGCAGUUCUGAGAAUGAUAAUUCUUGUUCUAAAAUAUGGACCGCCACAUCGUUGUAGCGGCUCCACUCAGUCGAGUAAUGAAGUAUCAACUACUCAUCUAACAUAUGUUUCCAUUAAAAUCUGAGGAACUGUGAAAGGCGUGUAUGCAAACUAAUUCCACGUUUUUCCUUGUAGUAAUCAGGCGUCCGGUCACAGGAUAGAACUAUUCAGAUUGAGUAUCAAUUGAUUUAAACUUAACCUGUUACUUUCCCCUUUUAGAGCCUGAAGUCGAUGUCCAGAUCGUGAGUGUAACAAGUCCUACUACUUCCUACUUUUUUUGCAGAACCAAGCGCGCCACCUCAAAACAUAACCUCUGAAAAGAUGAACGAAACAACUUACAAAAUAAGUUGGAAUCCCCUUCCCAGAGACAAGACCAAUGGUAGAGUGAUCGCAUAUGAAGUGAAUCAGACAACGCUUUCUAUUACACGCACUACAAGAUCCGCGUCCACUCCGUCAGUUCUACAAAACACAACAGACACAUUUAUCGUUGUAACUGGUCUUUCAUCGUGCUCUGUUUACAAAGUCGAAGUGCGUGCCUACACUUCUGCUGGGCCAGGAGUCUUUGGUAGACUUACUCGUAACAUCGCGACUUCAGGUAUUUCACUGCCACAAGUCGACUUAAAACGGACACGAUAGGGACAGAGCCGAGUGUGCGCGUUAUAGAGGUGUCCCCUUAGAGAUAGGUAAAGUUUUGCUUCUUUGAGAAGAACUGUCCAAAAUAGAGAGGUGUUAGGAUUUGGUACGAUCUCCAAGGGAAACUGAGCCGCUUCUUUGACAGAACUAAUAUUAAGCUACACAGGGAAAACUUUCCGUUCCAAAGAAAGCAAUAUACACAAUCGUCGAAAAUGUUCUUUGCCGGAAGGGCGAUGUAUUUGACUCGUUCUCAUAGAUUGUGUGUUCAUCCCUUACAAUCAUUGCAAAUGAUCAUUACUGAUUGGUUGUAGUUCCAAGUGAACCAACUGACGUGAAGACGCAAAAUCCUGGUAAACGAAGCAUAACCUUGCAGUGGGGUAAACCGAAACUACACGGGGAUGAUGUACAACGUUACAAGGUAACUUUUGACUUUCCUUAUAACGAAUAUUUAUAGAGUUCUAAAGUGAUGACGCCAUAAAAAUCAAAUUUUUGAAAUUAUGGGAUUCGCUGGAAUAUUUUGAAAGAACAUGUGAAAGAAAUAAUUCCAAUGCCUCGCCUUUUUCUUUGAGAUAGAACCAUAAUUGUGCAAUUUUUGCGUGUUUUUUCAUGUAAUCCUCGAAUAAACACCAAAUUCUUCUGAUUGCAAGCGGCGUUUAAUUGAGUGAAUAGUGGUAACUGUGAGAUCGACUACACACUUCGCCCCAGUCCUCUGACAUUGGAUCAUAUACAAUGUAUUCCGCCUUAACAGGGCACCUUACGAAUUUUCGACUCCGCCUCGUGUAAGGAAAUCCAGGAUAGUUUUGGAUUCUGGAUUCAACGCUGUGGAUUCCGCAUUAUAGGUACUGGACUCCAGUAUUUGUCAGUAGAACUUGAAUUCUGGAUUCAUUGAGAUGUAAUCCGGCUUCCAAAACCCAGGAAUCCGGAUCCCUUUGUAUGGGGCGAUAUUACCAGUUGCAAAUUCGUGCGUUUAGAUGAUCUGUUCACGAAACCACCUUAACCGUGCGAAAAUAUAUACGCCUCGCCGUUCAAAGUUCCGUGUGGAAAAGCGAAAAUAUUGAACGAUCCCGUGUGAACGAAGAGUCCGGUCAAAUUUUUCGGCCGUUCGAAAAUUCCUUGCUAUGUCGGCGUAGCCUUAUAGACAACCAUAUAAUUACGUGACAGUUAUUGAUGUAUACCGCAGAUAACCUUUAAAGGUACAAAGGAUUAUUAUCCAGAAUUUAAACCGCAUACUGGAAUUCAAGAAACGGAGUGUCCGACGUUAAGAUUGACAAUCACCAAUCUGGUCCCUGGUACAAAGUAUGCUUUUGUUGUGAUGGCUGAAACCUACUGUGGCCACGGAGGCAACAGUUCUAUUGCGCAGGGAAGCACAAAAGUGGAUGGUAAGUUAUUUACUGUGUGUGUACGUUCCGUUGUUCAAUAACGAUGUCCUCUUAACUAUUUUCCAACUUUCCAACAGGGAAAAUCCGUUUGUGCUGAUAGAUGAGGGCGAAGAAACCAACCAGUGAUAACACUGAAUUAAAAAUAAAUCAAAAACAAAAACAACAAAAUUAAAAUAAAAAACAAAACAAACAUACAGAAACAAAACGUAGGAUAAUUUUCUUUCGAGUAGAAAGUAUACACAGUACGAAAAAUUUACUCCGUGCAAAUUUGGUGCAAAAAAUUGCAAACUAAGGUUAAAUAAAAGGCAAAGAUGGUAAAUACCUCAUUUGCCCUCAAAUUUACAACCCCAUGUAAAUUGGCAAGCAAAUGCGGUAUUUACCAUCUUUGCUUUUGAUUUACCCCUAGUUUGCACUUUUUUGCACCAUAUUUACACGAGUAAAUUUGUGUAAAUCCAACUUUUCGUGCAGUGAUAAUAAAUUAAACUAAUUAUUGCGACCGACAAGAGGAGCCCGCAAUCCUAAUCUGCGGGUUGCUAUUAAGCACGCGUCGGAUGUAUGUAGCCAGCCGGUAUUCGUUUGGACUUCCACUAAGAAUGAAUGGAAUGCACAGAACGUGAUUUGAUCACUCGCGAAUGGACCUUCUAUCGCUCGUAAUGUGACCACACGUGUUUCGACCAUCUAUCACGUGAAACGUAAGCAAAGCACAGCGAUGGAGCAAAAGCGUUUUGAUCUUCGAUCGUAGUCGCCCGCACUCCGUAACCUUUGGUUAUUGCUAGUCAUUAUCAUUAAUAAAAAGGGUUAGAGGGAUGGGAGUCCUCAUUUUUUGGUAGUGGGCGGGGGGGGGGGGGGUGAUCCCAUUGAAAAAAUAUUCGAUAAGUGGAGGAGCAAGAAAUGUUACUAAGUACAACCAGCCACAUGAAGUAAUUGAAACGAGCAGAAAACAUCGAUGAACUGGAACUACAGCCCAUAAUUAUUCUCAGAAUCUUUCUACACAGAAUAGAACCAAUGCAAUAGAAUAGCAUUAGAAUAGCACCAUAGCAAUCGAUCGAAUUUCCGGUUUCCCUGUGUAAAUGGCUAAAAAGUCUCCUAUUUUCACUGUUAUCUUUUGUUCGGCUUACAGCACCUUUGGCGCCUGUAAACCAUGACGUCCACGUAAUCGAAACAAAAGGAACAUCUGUGAAUGUCACAGUGUGGCAUGCAUCACAAACCAAUGGUCCCAUCAGGUAUGAGUCAUCUUAUAACCCCUUAAAAAUAUUAUACAACUGUAAACAAGUACAUAAAGAGAAAAUCUUACACAUGGCUGACGUAAAUGGAAAUUUUUCCUUUGCUUCGCCUCUACUAUUAAAAUAAUAGUCUUCAAAAUGCCACAGUUCAGUGACGAAUUGAUUGCACUUCAAGACUUGCAAACCAAUUGUCUCACUGAAUCAUGUUGUCGGCCGAAUCGUUAUGUGUGAUAGUGUUACAAACCAGAGAAGAGAAGUCAUCGGUAAAUAAUUUUGAUGUUCCUCGCUUGAGGUUCAUUUUGACUUUGAUUGUGGACAGACUUCUAGCCGUUUGUAAAUCGAUAAUUUUUUGAGCAGUUAGAAGUAAAAGCUUUCUAACAUGUGUUUUUCUAUUUUGUUUUUAUUUUUCUGAUACUGACAGUGAUUAUCAAGUUUUGGUGCAAAAAGUGAAUGACUGGUGUAACGAGGUUUCUGACUGGAAGACACUUGGAUCAGAUAUAUAUAUUGCUGCUCAAAUCCCCGGUAAUUCUGUGAAUCCAUCCAUGGUUUUUGAGGUCGGAGAUGGUAAAACAUAUGAUGGUUAUGAAAACAAGCAACUGUCAAAUGGUCAGAAGUACAAGAUAUAUUCCAGAGGAUUGGCUCGCCGCGCAACAAAGGUAAACGAGUUCAACAGCGACGUUGCACGUUUUACGAUCAUCGUUCGAACGUACCGCGUGUCUUACAACAAAAUCGGUUGCAAGUUUUUUUAGUGGGUGGUAAAACGCGCAACAUCGCUGUUAAACUCGUUUUGCAGUAAUGUUGAAAAAUUAAACAAGUUGCACGUUUUUGUUGCUCGUUUUACAGGGUGAACUUUUUAAAAGCGUGUGUGAUAAAAGCUAUACAAGGGUCUUAACCUUCAUUACGCAAACUUCACUAAAGUGUACAAAUUUCAUUUUGUAAAUCCCCGAAAAACAAAUGCUUCUGUGCAAAAAACAGUUGCCGAGGAGAAUUCGUUUGAGUCGUCGUACCAUAGAAUUUCAGUUGAUAUAGUUUUUCCAACAUCAACUGCCUUAUUAAAGAUUUAUUACGGUUAAACUCACAAAAACAGGUUAUUACGCUCGAGAAGAGGAGCCCGCAAUCCUAACCUGCAGGUUAUUAUUACGCAUGCGUGGCAUGUAUACAGUCAGCACUAGACAGAAUCUAUCCUCUUUUUCAGAAACGUUCUGUGGAUCAAAACUAUUUGCUUGGUAAAGCAAGUCUAAUUGCCAAAGUUCAAAUAGAGAAAGGUAAGAUUGUUUUUUUCAUAUUUUGUGUGGGAAUAGCCUUUCUUUAAAACGUUCCUUUCAUUGACUGAAUCAGAAACAAGAAAGGUUAAGCACAUUCUGUUUUCCUGUUUCGCAUUUCAUUUUAUUUCUGUGACAAAAUUAAAAGCCAGUGGUCCCGCUUCGAUAACGAUUAUACGGCAAUACCGAAAACCAGAAGUUAUUUUCAGUUGCGUAAGGGUACGAUCACGAAAUGAUGUAAUGCAGAAGGUUGAAAAAACAAUGGCACCAAAAAUAGUUCUUGCUUAAACCAGAAACAGCACAAAAACCCUGUUAAUUCAAUCACCCACCGGCAUGGACCACGGAAAUUUGUACGUAAUAAGGAGGUUUUCUAUGGUGUGACCGGCCAUUUAAGUGAAUCCUCUUCAGCAGUAGUUUUAGAUGGAACUUUUAACUUUUCAUUAUUGCUGAGAGGGCCAUACAUGUAGUUGACAGACAAAUAGAAUGAGGAACUAUAAUUGGCUUAUUGACUUCAGACUAACUGAUAGAUAGAGAAAACUCUUCCAUGCACAGACUGAAUGAUUCAGUGAGACACUGUGAUUCACCUACCAGAAAGAGUCAGAAUGACGGAUCAGCUAAACUAAUAACCACCUUCAGACUCACUGACUGAUUGACUGACUGGCUGACUGACUGACUGACUGACUGACUGACUGACUGACUGACCGACUGAUUGACUGUCCGACUGAUUGACUGACUGACUGACUGACUGACUGGUUGGAAUGUUCUUUCACUCAUUUUCAUGCUCAAACCUUUAGUUUACAAAUCUGAUGAUGCAGACAGACAGGGAGGGGACACCGGCUCGCAAUCCGGCGACAAACCUUCAAACACAGGUUUGUUAGUUGAUUUUUUAUAGUUUCCCAAUAUUAAUUGUAAUCGAACUAAAAGACGGUUUGUUUUAGGAGCUGAAUUUUGGAAUAUCUAUGCAUUAUAAGCAACAACCAAGUUCCCAAAAUCCUCUCCCUCCGUCCCUUUGAGGGAAGAAGGGAUAUGACGUAAGGAUGGGAACGAGGUUGUAUUUAGAAAUCGCCUAUUGAUUCACUGAGUGACCGGAACUUUAACAUUGCAGCAUCCGUAAUAUCAUCCAUCGUCUUAGGGAUUGCAUUGGUCAUUUCUCUUGGAGUGAACCUUUACCAAUGGCAUGCUCGGGGAAUUUCCAAAUCUGGCAAAAAGUAUUCUUCCGAGGAAUUACGAGUCGAAGCUCACCAAAUUGAGGAAG
Messenger RNA from Porites lobata, 24448 nucleotides. The record is from the annotation of a GenBank genome assembly. Lineage: Eukaryota; Metazoa; Cnidaria; Anthozoa; Scleractinia; Poritidae.